Molecule: messenger RNA, 2062 nt
Organism: Plodia interpunctella (Indianmeal moth)
Lineage: Eukaryota; Metazoa; Arthropoda; Insecta; Lepidoptera; Pyralidae
Gene: Kal1
Product: Kallmann syndrome 1
Exons: 10
Coding region: 302-1726 (474 amino acids)
Biological process (GO): neuron differentiation
Cellular component (GO): extracellular region; cell surface
Molecular function (GO): protein binding; peptidase inhibitor activity
Source: RefSeq, a predicted model, not a curated record
GCGCAACUCCAGUCUUGCCGCGCCAUUCGAAUAAACCGCCCGCGAGCUGUCAAAAUUCGUUCCCGCCAAAAAGGUCGAUGACACGUUAGGGUUGGAUCGUGUAGUGGCCGAUCAAAGAUUCGAUAAGCUCGAUUUCCUAAGUUACCAUUUGAAUAAUUCAAUUUCUGAAUUAGAUAAUUUAAUAGUAAUUAUAUAAUUAAUGUGACUAAAAUAAAAGACAGUGAAAUUAAACGUGAUGUCAUAGCCGUAACAGACCUAGUGAAAGUGAUAAAUAGUAUUUACGAUAGUUUAAUAAGUGAAAAUGACAAUGAAAAUGAGUUUGAAGAUAUUCGUGUUACUAGUGAUGGUGACUUUGAUACCAGUGGUGUCUUCAAAAGUGAAAAAGUAUUCGAAACAUCAGACAAACUCUUUGUCAAAGGCCAGAUGCGAUUUGGUUUGCAUUGAAGCUAGCAAAGAAAGUAGGAGCAAGUGCCGAUCGCAAUGCAGAACUCAAGAGCUAAAACCCGGGACUUGCCCAGCAUCAGACACCCCGAAAUGGGAAGCAGCAUGCAUAGAAGCUUGCAACACUGACUCCCAAUGCGACGGCACCCAGAGAUGCUGCCAUCACUCUUGCGGAUCUUCGUGCAGCGAGCCACUCGAUCUACUAUCUCUACCAGGUCUACCAGCUAUGCCAGUCAUGGAUAAAGUGAAGGAGAAGAGGAAGUCAGUACUAAUCCAUUGGUCAGAUGGAGUAGGAGACGCGGCGAGAGCCGUGCCGGGCCGAACGUACUACCUUGUGGAGGAACAACACCAUCUAGGCCCUAAGUACGAAGAAGCUAGACUUGGAGGAUGGAAUCUGUUACUGAGGACCAAUAAAACCAAAGCGUCACUCCGCAACCUGCUGAAACCAGGUCGCUGGUACCGGUUCCGAGUGGCGGCUGUGUCUGCAGCUGGUACCAGAGGCUUCUCCAUCCCUAGCGUUCCGUUCACACCACGAAAAGGACCUCGGCCUCCACCCCCGCCGAAGAAGUUGAAAGUGCGGCCUGUGAAGACUGAAAAUGGUACGGUGACAAUCAAACUGGAAUGGAAGGAGCCAGUUUCCGACCUGCCAAUCAUGAGGUACAAGGUGCUGUGGAGUCGCCGAGCUCGAGGUGUCAAUGGAGAACUGGAUUCCGUGCUUGUUAAUCAUCAGACGGUGCCCAAGGACCAAAAGUCAAUCGAGAUAAAGGAUCUUCAGCCGAAUUCGAUGUACUUCUUGCAAGUGCAAUCCAUCAGCCAGUUCGGGCUUGGCAGGCUUAGGAGCGACAAGGCGGCCAUUUUUUAUAACACCACCAGUGCUAAUCUAAUCAGCACAAAUCAAAAAGAAAACCCACCCGAGGCGUUGAAGAAAAAAGAGAAGAGGAUAAAAGGGCUGAAGCUCCAUAAAGUCAUAUGGAACAAUUACAAAAUCAAGGCCAGAAUAUCUUGGGAGCCCAUGCCUGGGAUCCAGGAAGGACCUGGACGAUACUACGUUCAGUGGCGGACAGUAAAAUGUUCAGAUGCAAAAAUUCCAAAGAAAGACUUGACUGCAGCAACAGAGGAAACGACGUUUGAAAUCUACGAGCUGAAUUAUCGCUGCAGUUAUAAAGUUAAUGUAAAUAGGUCAUGGAAAUCAAAAUCACCUGACUCAGAACUUCUUGUACAUGUACCGGGAUGUGAAUAUUUUCAAGAAAAAGUAAACGGUUCAAAGUCUAUAUGUGUAACGUAAAAUUAAAUAAAAUAUUAGACGACAAAAAAUAUGCAAUCUAGUUUAAAUUGUAAAAUUAGGUAUCAUAUUGUAUUGUUAUUGUAUACAAUCAUAUUCAUAGUAGAUAAUAAUAUUAACUACAAUUUAAUAAGGAAUUUGAUGAUGUAUCUACCUAUGUAAUAUUUAGGUAAUUACAAUAUUAACUAGGUAUGUAAUGACUUAAAAUGCAUAUUUAUACAAUUACAACUAUACAAACCCAAAAACUAUAUUAACAAUAAAUAUUUCUGCAAGGAUGAUUCAUGAUUAUAGACACAUUAUAUAUGCCUAUAUUACAUAACUUUAAUUUCUAAUAUAUAA